This is a messenger RNA of Miniopterus natalensis, 285 nucleotides long. RefSeq names its product defensin beta 128 (gene DEFB128). Lineage: Eukaryota; Metazoa; Chordata; Mammalia; Chiroptera; Miniopteridae. Gene Ontology annotation, cellular component: extracellular region. Gene Ontology annotation, biological process: innate immune response. The record is from RefSeq and is a predicted model, not a curated record.
AUGAAGCUGUUUCUGGUUCUCAUUAUUUUGCUGUUUGAGGUGCCCACAGAUGCCACACAACUCCAAAAAUGCUAUGGUAAUGUAGCAGGCUACUGCAGGAAAAAAUGCAGAGUGGGAGAAAUACAGGAAAUGUUAUGUCUAAAUAAGAAAUUAUGUUGUAUUAAUGAAGAAGAAAACAAAAAUUACCAGAAGAAGGAAGAGUUACUUCAGCUUUCACUGAAGAAUAAUCAGAAGUGGGACUAUUCCAUUUUACCCACCGUUACAUUUGUUACAAUCCAACUAUAG